Chlorocebus sabaeus (green monkey) is the source of this 3960-nucleotide messenger RNA. It is a transcript of the gene CD96, whose product is annotated as CD96 molecule. Lineage: Eukaryota; Metazoa; Chordata; Mammalia; Primates; Cercopithecidae. The record is from RefSeq and is a predicted model, not a curated record. Gene Ontology annotation, biological process: inflammatory response; cell-matrix adhesion.
UCAACAUUGUUCUAUUGAAGGUUAUACUCAGUCCUGAACCACAUUACUUUCCUGUCUACGUUUCAUUUCCUGGGGGCUUGCCAAGUGAUAAACAGACCCAGGCGUGUGUGGUAGAUUUGGGUUUUUUUAGCACGAAGUGGGUGGCUGGGGUUUGCUUGAAAACAUCAAUUGACUUAGUGAUCAUUACGGAAAUGCUGGUGUAAGGUGUUCAGAGGACAAUGGAGAGAAAAUGGAAAUACUGUGCUGUCUAUUACAUCAUCCAGAUACAUUUCGUCAAGGGAGUUUGGGGAAAACCAUUCAACACAGAAGAAAACAUUUAUGCUACAGUUGGCUCUAAUGUCAACCUGACCUGCCAAACACAGGCGAAAGGCUUCUUGGUGCAGAUGCAAUGGUCCAAGGUCACCGAUAAGGCAGACCUGAUUGCUCUUUAUCAUCCCCAAUAUGGCUUCCACUGUGCCUAUGGGAGUCCCUGUGAGUCACUGGUGACCUUCACACAAACUCCUGAGAAUGGGUCAAAAUGGACUCUGCACUUAAGGAAUAUGUCUUCUUCAGUCAGUGGAAAGUACGAGUGUAUGCUUACUCUGUAUCCAGAGGGCAUGCAGACUAAAAUCUACAACCUUCUCAUUCAGACACAUGUUACACCAGAUGAGUGGAAAAGCAACCAUACAAUAGAAAUAGAGAUAAAUCAGACUCUGGAAAUACCAUGCUUUCAAAAUAGCUCCUCAGAAAUUUCAUCUGAGUUCACCUAUGCAUGGUUGGUGGAGGAUAAUGGAACUCAGCAAACACUUAUCUCCCAAGAUCACCUCAUCAGCAGUUCCACAUUACUUAAAGAUAGAGUCAAGGUUGGUACAGACUACAGACUCCACCUCUCUCCAGUCCAAAUCUUCGAUGAUGGGCGGAAGUUCUCUUGCCACAUUAGAGUCGGUCCUGACAAAAUCUUGAGGAGCUCCACCACAAUCAAGGUUUUUGCUAAACCGGAAAUCCCCAUGAUUGUGGAAAAUAACUCCACGGAUGUCUUGGUAGAGAGAACAUUUACCUGCUUACUAAAGAAUGUAUUCCCCAAAGCAAAUAUCAUAUGGUUUAUAGAUGGAAGUUUUCUUCAUGAUGAAAAAGAAGGAAUAUAUAUUACUAAUGAAGAGAGAAAAGGCAAAGAUGGAUUUCUGGAACUGAAGUCUGUUUUAACAAGGGUACAUAGUAAUAAACCAGCCCAAUCAGACAACUUGACCAUUUGGUGUAUGGCUCUGUCUCCAGUCCCAGGAAAUAAAGUGUGGAACAUCUCAUCAGAAAAGAUCACUUUUCUCUUAGGUUCUGAAAUGUCCACAACAGACCCUCCACUGAGUGUUACAGAAUCUACCCUUGACACCCAACCUUCUCCAGCCAGCAGUGUAUCUCCUACAACCAGCAGUUCCAGUGUGACUACCCGAGACUUCAACUACCCCUGGACCUCCAGUGGGACAGAUGCCAAAAAAACAUUUUCACAGAUACCCAGUGAAACAUACAGUUCAUCCCCCUCGGGUGCAGGCUCAACACUUCAUGACAAUGUCUUUACCAGCACAACCAGAGCAUUUUCGGAAGUCCCCACAACUGCCAAUGGAUCUACGAAAACUAAUCACGUCCAUAUCACUGGUAUUGUGGUCAGUAAGCCCAAAGAUGGAAUGUCCUGGCCAGUGAUUGUAGCAGCUUUACUCUUUUGCUGCAUGAUAUUGUUUGGUCUUGGAGUGAGAAAAUGGUGUCAAUACCAAAAAGAAAUCAUGGAAAGACCUCCACCUUUCAAGCCACCACCCCCUCCUAUCAAGUACACUUGCAUUCAAGAGCCCAACGAAAGUGAUCUGCCUUAUCAUGAGAUGGAGACCCUCUAGUCUCAUGAGACUUUGCCCUAUAGCAGAACUCUGCUGGAAUCCUAUUGAGAAGGUAGACAUUGUGCUUUAUUAAUAUAGUCGCUCUUCAGCCACGCCUUUGCUGCAGCUGAAAUGGAAGUCAGAAGUGAGUGACCUGUUUUCCCAGCAACUCACCCCCCUUCAUCUUCAAAUGCCUGAAGCUUAACCAAGAGUGAGAGGAUAUGUCAUGUUCACACUCAAUGCAAUUUGUAGUGGUUUUCCUGCUUAUGUAAGAAGUACAUAUUAGUCUGCCAUCAUUUAAAAAAUACAGUAUUUUCAUUUAAAUCCUCUGAUGGAAGGACAGCAAUGGUUUCAAGUGUAUGCCUAUGCCUGAUCCUCUUAUUUGAACAUCUAUCAACAUUGUAAACUCUUUGCCAAAAUCCUGGGACUUUGUUGCAUUCCCUAAGAUAAUAAUUAUAGGAAAAAGAAAAUGUAACAGUUCUAACGAGGCUGCCAAGUAAUGGAGAAGUAUAGUUAGUCUUCAUAUUGAAAUUCUGUUGUUUAUUUUCAUGGACGGGAAACAGAAUACUUUGCACAGGAACCACAUUUUCAAUCCUCCUUCACUGUCUUCCCACCAUGUUCAGCCCAGACUCCUGCCACGUGGACCAGGAUGAAGAGGGAUCAAAGAGAUAACUAGCCAACAACCAAGUAGCCUAGAAGAUGUAAAACUCCACUGGCCUCUAAAAUUAUAUUAGCCAAGAGUGGUUUCAUCUGAGUGCCUUCGUGUGUAUGUCCAUCAAACUGGUACCAAACUGUUUUGUAAGUAAACAGGCAGCCUAUGUCCAACCCUACUCAUCUAAUUCCUGUUUUUCUCUUUUUCAUCUGGGGACUUUCCUGUUCGUUUAACCUGCCUGUUUUGAUCUGUUUUGAAAAAGAGAAAGAGCUUCAAAUCAGAUCAGCACUGAUUAAUUAACCCUGCUCCUACCAAUCUUUUACAGAACAGUUGAAGUAGAAUUUGCAGGUGUCAGAGAAGAAACCUAGUCAGCCAGACGUGUUCUGUAUUCAGCAACAGUUUGUGAGGGAAUAAAUGACUAAUCCUCCUCGUCUCUUGAAACCUUCCCACACUCCCUGCUCCAGGAGGGAAAAACAGAUGUUGUUGACAGAUAGUGAUAGGCAAAUUCUGUGUGGACUUUAGUCUCAAAAGGAAACUUCAGUUCACUUGCAGUAUGCUUAUCCCUGACUGCACAUGAGAAUACCUUGUGCAGAGUUAUUUGGAGAUUAUGUCUUUUUCUUAAAUACCAUGGCUGUCACACUUCAGUUUAAUUAAAUCAGAACGUCUGAGGAGUGAGGCACAGGCAUCAGCACUCGCAGAUGAUUCACAUGUUCAGCAAAGUUGAGAACCAUCGAGCCAGUGGAAGUUUUUCUCAUCACUCAGAAUCUUAGGUAGGUGCUUAACUCUUGUGGUGGCCAGCCUCCAAGAUGAGCCCCAAUGUUCGUGCCUCCUACUGUUCACACUCUUAUACAGUUCCCUCUGAUGCUGAAUACAGAUGAUUUGUAUAACCUGGGGCCAGGAUUAAGGUGAGGCAAUCAAUGUAUCUAGGGAAAAAAAUUUAAGGAGGUAUUCACACUCAGGGUCAUGCACUUGCACAAUGUUGAGAUCGAGUACCAGUCUCAUCCUUGGUAUAGCCAAAAAAGCUUAGAAAUGACCAAGGCUAGGUCACAAAAUACAGUGUGGCUUCCACUUUGAUCUCUCUUUGACCACUGACACUGGGAAAGGUCCAUUCCCAUGCCAUGAAGACACCCAGGCAGCCCUAUUGAGAAAUCUACCUGUCAAGGAACUGAGGUAUUUUGCUAAUAAGCACCAACUUGCCAGCCAUGUAAGGAAGCCAUCUUGGAAGCAGAUAUUCCAGCCUCCAGUCCAGUCUUCAGAUAAUUGCAACUUCAGUUGAUCUUUUGACCAAGACCUAAAGAGAGCCAGAACUACCCAGCUAAGCCUUUUUCUAAACUUCUGAACUUCUAACACUAUAAAAUAAUAAGUGCAUAUUGUUUGACAUGAUUAAUUUUGAGAAUAAUUUGUUACAUAGCAAUAGAUUACUGAAAUACAGCUCAACAACUAGAAAAAUAAAUGGUUUACCUGCCUUAA